UUCUACUUGUAGUAAGAUAGACAGACCGUUGUUGUGAACCAAAAAAAUAAAAAGAGAGUACGAACCUCCGACGUCGACGAUGCCCACGUAUCUGCUCCUCACCGUCUGGUUCCUUUUGUGUAUUCCUGGUUCGGUUCAUCUGGUUCAAGCUCAAAACCGAACCGGAGCCACUACUCAUCCCGAAGAUGCGCGAGCUUUGAACUCCAUCUUCGCGGCUUGGAAGAUACAGGCGGGGGAACAUUGGAACAUCAGCGGCGAACUUUGCUCCGGCGCCGCCAUCAACAAGGACAUCGUCAUCGACGAUGAAAACUACAACCCUUUUAUCAAAUGCGAUUGCAGUUUCGCCAACUUCACAAAGUGCCGCAUCAUCGCCCUCAAGAUUUAUGAGAAAGAUGUUGCAGGACCUAUACCUCCACAGCUUUGGAAUUUGACCUACCUCAUCAACCUGUAUAGACUUUAAUUUUUUACGUUUUUCUUUAUUCUUUUUCUUUAUCAUCAUUAAGACUGACUUUGGCUCCAAAACUCCUAAUUAUUCAAAAAAAUCACAUGCCUCCUUCUUUUUAGGAACCUGGCUCGAAAUUUGCUUACAGGCUCCAUUUCUCCUGCAAUUGGAAAUUUGAUUCGAAUGGAAUGGCUGUAUGGCUGUUGAUUGAAUGAAACGUUCUUCUUCUUUUUUUUUUUUUUGUAAUCUCUCUUUCUUGUCACUCACGCUCCAACUGUUUCUUAACUACUGUAGAACUUUUGGGGUCAAUGCCCUGUCUGGCCCCUUUCCCAAGGAAAUUGGUUUGCUUACAGAAUUGAAAUCGCUUGGUAUUGGUCUAAAUAACUUUUCUGGUUCUAUACCAGCUGAGAUUGGGAAUUGUAAGAAACUACUGAAAUUCUACCUAGGAGAUUCUGGACUUACAGGGGGAAUACCUUUAUCAUUUGCUAAUCUUGUAGAGUUGGAGGACGCUUGGAUUCACAAUAUGGACCUUACUGGUCGGAUACCCGAAUUUAUAGGAAAAUGGACCAAACUUACGAUCUUGACAAUUUUCGGAACUGGUUUGAGUGGUCCGAUACCGUCGUCAUUUUCCAACUUAACUUCUCUUAAAGAAUUGAGGCUUGGUGAUAUAUCCAAUGGAAGCUCUUCUCUUGAAUUCAUUAAAGAAAUGAAAUCUCUAAGUAUAUUAGAAUUGAGGAACAGCAAUCUCACUGGGACAAUACCCUUUAACAUCGGGGAAUACUCAAAUCUGACAAAAGUUGAUUUAAGUUUCAACAAACUGCAUGGACCAAUUCCGGCUUCACUUUUCAACUUAAACCAACUUACUCACUUGUUUUUGGGGAACAACACGUUGAAUGGUUCUUUGCCCACUCAAAAGAUUGAGACUUUGAGCAAUAUAGAUGUUUCGUACAAUGAUUUGUCUGGUAGUCUUCCUUCAUGGGUCAGCUUACCAAACUUGAAACUCAACCUUGUUGCUAACAACUUCAUCUUGGAAGGUCUGGACAAGAGGAUUUUACCAGGACUGAAGUGCCUGCAGAAGAAUUUCCCCUGCAAUCGAGGCAAAGGAAUCUAUUCUGAUUUUUCAAUAAACUGCGGAGGCCCACAAAUACAGUCUGUAAACGGAGCAGUAUUUGAGAGAGAGGACGAGAAUCUUGGAGCAGCUUCAUUUUUCGUGAACGAUGUUCAGAGAUGGGCAGCCAGUAGUGUUGGACUUUUUGCCGAGAGAAUCAAUAAUGUAUGGGUUAUCAACACUGUAGACGCAGAGCUUUUUCAGUCAGCAAGACAUUCUUCAUCUUCACUACGGUAUUAUGGGUUGGGGCUAGAAAAUGGAGGCUAUACCGUAACACUUCACUUUGCUGAAAUAAAAAUUCUUGAUCCUAACUCUUGGAAAGGUCUAGGAAGACGAUGUUUUGACAUUUAUGUCCAGGGAAGACUUGUUGAAAAGGACUUUGAUAUACGCAAAACAGCUGGUGAAAAUACUGUUGUUGGAACAGUUCAGAAAGAAUAUAAAGCAAAUGUAUCAGAAAAUUACCUUGAAGUUCAUCUUUUAUGGGCUGGCAAAGGAACAAUUAGUGUUCCUAUUCUAGGUGUUUACGGGCCACUAAUAUCUGCCGUCAGUGCAAAACCAGAUUUUACACCAACUGUAGCUAACAAGCCACCAUCAAAGAAAAAGUAUAGGACUAGUAUUGUUGUGGGUGCUAUUGUUGGCCUAGGACUUUUGAGCAUCUUAGUAGGCGUUUUUAUCUUCAUCAUUCUAAGAAGCAGGAAACGUUAUACAGAUGAUGAAGAGCUGCUUGGUAUGGACGUAAAGCCUUACACUUUUGCAUACUCUGAACUUAAGAGUGCCACUCAAGAUUUCAAUCCCUCAAACAAGCUUGGAGAGGGAGGAUUUGGGUCUGUUUAUAAGGGAAACCUGAGUGAUGGAAGAGAGAUCGCGGUGAAAGUGUUGUCUGUUGGAUCCCGACAUGGGAAAAGACAAUUUGUUGCAGAAAUCGUAACAAUUUCUGCAGUUCUGCAUCGCAACCUAGUAAAACUUUACGGAUGCUGCUAUGAAGGAGAUCAUCGUUUGCUCGUAUAUGAGUACCUACCAAAUGGAAGUCUCGACCAAGCACUAUUUGGAGGUGAAAACACUUUACAUCUUGAUUGGUCAACCCGUUUUGAGAUAUGCAUGGGAGUAGCCAGAGGUCUAGCCUACCUCCAUGAGGAUGGGAGUGUUCGCAUAGUACACAGGGAUGUGAAGGCUAGCAAUAUUUUGCUUGACUCUAAGCUGCUCCCAAAAGUUUCAGAUUUUGGGCUUGCAAGGCUAUACGAUGACAAUAAAACCCAUAUGAGUACCAAAGUGGCAGGGACCAUUGGAUAUCUUGCGCCAGAGUAUGCCAUGCGUGGACACUUAUCAGAGAAAACAGAUGUGUAUGCCUUUGGUAUUGUGAUUCUUGAGCUAGUGAGUGGAAGACCAAACUCUGAUUGGAGCCUGGAUGAUGAAAGAAAAUAUCUUGUUGAAUGGGCAUGGAAUCUACACGAGAAAAGCCGUGAAGCUGAACUAAUCGAUCAUAAGUUGAUGGAGUUCAACAUAGAAGAAGUGAAACGCAUGAUAGGCAUUGCUCUGCUGUGCAUUCAAGCAUCUUAUGCCUUGAGACCACCGAUGUCAAGAGUGGUAGCCAUGCUUUCAGGAGAUGUUGAGGUCAAUGAUGUAACUUGCAAGCCAGGCUACCUAACUGACUGGAGUUUUGAUAACACCUCAAGCUCUUCUUUCAGCGCCUUUCAAACUAAAGACACAAGCGCUUCUUCUUCGUCCUACUCCACGAGCUUUGUGACGCCCAAAGACGGGGACUUUAAGCCAAUGCUUGGACUCAAGAUCAAUGAGGGGAGAUGACAAUGUUUCCUCUUAUCUACUAUAGACCUUUGUAUAUGUAUUUCUUCGUUGGUUGGAAAAACAUACAGUAUUUCACUUGGAUUCAAUAACAGAUUUUGAUGUGUUGAAAGAAUUUGAUGAUCGUCAAUCGUGACUUCGUUAUUGAUGUUGAAAGUUGAAACCC
Eutrema salsugineum is the source of this 3516-nucleotide messenger RNA. RefSeq names its product probable LRR receptor-like serine/threonine-protein kinase At1g56130. Gene Ontology annotation, molecular function: ATP binding; protein kinase activity; protein binding. The transcript has 22 exons. Lineage: Eukaryota; Viridiplantae; Streptophyta; Magnoliopsida; Brassicales; Brassicaceae. Bases 654 to 3353 code for a protein of 899 amino acids. Gene Ontology annotation, biological process: protein phosphorylation. The record is from RefSeq and is a predicted model, not a curated record.